This is a messenger RNA of Passer montanus (Eurasian tree sparrow), 4799 nucleotides long. It is a transcript of the gene MOB1B, whose product is annotated as MOB kinase activator 1B. The transcript is spliced from 6 exons. Gene Ontology annotation, cellular component: cytoplasm; nucleus. Bases 270 to 920 code for a protein of 216 amino acids. Gene Ontology annotation, molecular function: protein kinase activator activity. The record is from RefSeq and is a predicted model, not a curated record. Gene Ontology annotation, biological process: hippo signaling; positive regulation of protein phosphorylation. NCBI's taxonomy places the organism in Eukaryota, Metazoa, Chordata, Aves, Passeriformes, Passeridae.
UGCCCGGGGCCACGAAAGGGCUCCUGAGGGGGAGCUCCACGGCUGCCAGAGGAGCGCGGCCAUGCCGGAGCCCGCAGCUGUGAGGGAGGAAGAGGAGGAGGCGGCGGCGGCGGCGCGGGGGCCGCUGGGGGCGAUGGCGGCCGGGCGGGCCGUGUCCCCGCCCCGCGGCGCUCUCCCACACCCGCCCGCCCUCCGCCGCCGCUGCUGCCAUUGGGAGCCGAGCUGUGCCGAGCCCAGGCAGCCGCCGGUCCCGCUCCUCCGCCAUCGCCAUGAGCUUCUUGUUUGGCAGUCGCUCUUCCAAGACCUUCAAACCAAAGAAGAAUAUUCCUGAGGGGUCUCACCAGUACGAGCUGCUGAAACAUGCCGAGGCCACGCUGGGAAGCGGCAACCUGCGGAUGGCUGUGAUGCUUCCAGAGGGGGAGGACCUAAAUGAAUGGGUUGCAGUUAACACUGUCGACUUCUUCAACCAGAUCAACAUGCUCUACGGAACCAUUACGGACUUCUGCACGGAGGAGAGCUGCCCCGUGAUGUCUGCUGGCCCAAAGUACGAGUACCACUGGGCAGACGGCACCAACAUCAAGAAGCCCAUCAAGUGCUCGGCGCCGAAGUACAUCGAUUACCUGAUGACCUGGGUCCAGGACCAGCUGGAUGAUGAAACGCUGUUUCCUUCUAAAAUAGGUGUACCAUUCCCAAAGAACUUCAUGUCAGUGGCCAAGACAAUUCUCAAGCGUCUCUUCAGAGUUUACGCCCACAUCUACCACCAGCACUUUGACCCCGUCAUCCAGCUGCAGGAAGAGGCACACCUCAACACUUCUUUCAAGCACUUUAUAUUUUUUGUUCAGGAAUUCAACCUUAUUGAUAGAAGAGAACUUGCACCACUUCAAGAACUGAUUGAAAAACUCACCUCCAAGGACAGAUAAAAGGAAGAGGACUUCUUGGAGUCACUUGUUUCUUUAAGCGAGUGUGUGGUAUUUGUUUUUUGUUAAUUUUUUUUUUUUUUAAAAACAACAAAACAAAACCCCCCCGUGCUGUUACCGGUUACAGCUGAGAUCUACUUUCUGUGCUUUUAUUAGGGGAAAUCUUUUUCUCUGUUAGUGACAUGUGGUGAAUAGCUUUUUUUUUAUUAAUAUUAUUUUACUGUUGUUAUUCAUUGUGGAAUUUCUAGCAGGUGCUGAGUGUUUAUCAAGGAAACGUGCUUGGUUGGGGGAUUGACUCUGCUGGUGGAUGGGUUCUUGUGUUGUGUCAGUGGUAGCCCAUUCUCAUGAAGUCCCUGGAAGACUUGCUUACAUUCUCUAAGUGCCUUGGCAGACUCACUUCUGAGGUGCAAAGCACAUACAAUACUGAACAUUGCUGGAAACAGAAAAUAUGUACUAACACCCAGACACUUACUGAAACUUGUUUUAAAAAUAUGUAUCUAUGCUUACACUAGGAAAAAAAAAAAGCCAUAACUUGCUGAAAUCAAUGAUCUCCAGCUUUUAAUACAAAUACUUGUCUUAUUUUUUUAGAGAUGACUAUAGAGUUUUUCAAAACUAGAUGACUUCUUAUGAAAAAAAAACAAAGUCCUUGCUAAAGCGAAAUGGCCAAGGUAGUGUCAAAAUUACACAGGCCUUGUGCUUAGCAAGCAGUUCCAUGCCUCCUGCCAUGGGGCUUGGCAUUUGCUUUUAUUUUCUUAGCAGGAGAGCAUCAGUUGGGUCAGCCAGCUUGUUAAGUUCCCCUAGCAGUUGCCAAAUGAACAGGUAGUUUGCACAAAUACCAUUAGGGAAAAUAUUCCCUAGAAAAAAAUUGCACUGGGAUACUAGUAGUAAUAGUAAGGAAAGCCUGGCUUGAAAAAUAACUGCUGGAAAGGUGUUUUUAAGUUAGGAAUGCAAAGCCUGGCCCUGAGGGGCUCUGGCGGCCAGUGUUUGCUGUGGGAGGAAAUGUGUCUUGGAGGGGAGAUAAUUUCCAGGGCUGCUUUGGUGUCACGUCGCUGUGAUGGUGUUCCCCAUUGUUUAAAACCCCUGCCCAUCUUCAGGGAGCUCCAGCUGUUGGGAAAAGCAGCAGGAGCAGGGGAGGCCAAGGUGAGCACGUGGCAGAGAAGUUGAGCUUCUGUUUUGUGUGCCUUGGCUGGAGUAAAGUUGGAGCUGGCGUGCAGGAGCCUGCAGGAGAGGUGAGUGGCCAUUGGCACGGGCAGCAGGGAACAGCUGAGCACAGCAGUGACUCACCUGGCAGCUCCUGGGCUCCAGUGAGGGAUCCUGAUCUUCUGGCUUUUCCUGUGCCACCAUCCGCAUGACAGCGCCAAAGCCACCCUCCUCCCACAUCCCAGCUGCUCGGGUUGGACACACAGGGAGCGAGGCAGGAGCUCCCAGGUGUGCUAAACAGGGGAUACCUCCCAUUUCAGGGUGACUCCUUGGCUUGGUGUCAUGUGCCAGGAGCAGCAGAAAGGAUAGAGGUGUAGAAAUGAGGAUGUGCUUGAGCACGGUGGUGCAGGGGUUCACCUUCCUGGCACGCUUGUGCCCUGGGGAGGGCUUAGGUCUUGUUGUUGGUGUUGCAGUUUUUUUCUUUUGAGCAGCCAGUUCUAGACCUCAGAGGCAUCUGCUGCAGUUCAGCCCAUUAGAAUUGGAAUGUAUUAAAAUGAGUCCUAGGUGGAUAUUGUGGGGUUUUUUUAAAAUUCAAUAUCUGGCAGUAGAAAGUCUGACCGAAUAGUUUCUAGGCACGUAAUAAAAGCUUGGAGAUCAUGAUUUGCCUGACAGCUGUACGAACACAUUGUUUAAUUACACAACACUUGAAAAUAACAUCAUUGAGGACGUGUUUGCAGUGGUGGGGACUUAGGAUCCCCGUGCUGUUUCUUUUUGCAGCUUUUCAUUGUUGUUUUGCUUCUGAAAGCUGUGGGACCAGAAGUUGACGUGUGUUUACACUAUUGGAGUAAGGGCACAUGGAAAUGCCACUCAAAGGAAUCUGGAUCGAGUGAAUGUGUUUAUAAAAUAGUGCAUUUAUGGGAGGAAAAGGGGGGGACAUCCCCUGCCCCUCCAGAUAAACCCCAGAGAAGCAAACCCUGCUCUGCUGCAGGCUCUCACUUUGGACUUGGAGGGGUGACGAGCUCUCGGGGAUGAAACCUCAGAAGGUGCCCAUGGGGUUGAACCAGGCUGUGCUUCCAGUGCUGCCUCAGGCCCUCCAGCCUGGGGGGGGUCCCAAAUUCCUGUGGUUUGUGGUGGUCUGCUGCUACCAGCACGUCGGAUCUUGUCGGGGCUUUGGGUGGUGACUCCUCCCUGGAGCUGGGAAGGGGCCAAGGGCCGAGCCCACGCAGCUCAGCCAGGGGUGGAUGGAUAUGGGAUGUGCUUCCAAGUCUUUCCAGUCCCAGGCAGGGAUACAAGUCACUCCAGCAAAGAGGAACCAAACCACUGCCUUCUGCUGCUGCAGGUGGCUGAGGGGACAAAACAGGUUCUGAGGGGCAGGCAGCCCAUCUGCAAGUAUCCAGUUUCUUUUCCUGCUUACUAUGCAAUGUAGAGCUUUGAACUUUUGCUUUUCCAUGGAGAUGGAGAGGAGCAGUGCCCUUACUCAGUCCUUGGGAACUGAGCCCUCUCCCAGUGUCCCUGACGCUCAGUUACCAGGUAAGGACACCUAUUUGCUGCUAUGGACUCAACUUACCUUUCAGAUUGUUCCUUUCUUUUUCUCACCCCCCUUCCUUUCUCCCGGGUCACCAGACAGUUUUGCUAUAAACCCAUCCUUUGGGACAGCUGUGUUUUUCCUUGCUGCCCUCUCCUCCUCCCCUGCCUGCCAGAGUGCUGUUCCUGUACAUACCCCCCCUUUGGUUGGAUUAGCUGAGGAGCUGCAGCACCAGCAGAGAUUCCUUUUUUUUUUUUCCCCACUGAAGUAUUCCCGUUUGUGCCGGAUCUCGUUUCCUUCACUGCUGGUAGCAGUUAUCUCUUUUCCAAUCCCUCACUCCUGAAACCACUGGCAGUUUUAUGGAUGCCCAUCGUUUUUCCCUGGGUAUCUUCUCUUUUAACAUUUAUUGAUUUUCAGUGUUAAACCUUCUUCUUCCCCCGCUUUUCUUAUGGUUUCCUCUUGCCAGGUUCAGUUUGCAGCCUAGGAAAAUAUCCAAUUACCUUAUUUUGUUGGAAGAAGCGAUUCCCCAGAUUGUUCAUAGAAUAUUGUAUUUUUAGGGGAGAUUAAUUUUUUAUAGCCACUGAACUAUACUCAUUAUUUUUGUACGUUUGCAACUUGGGGACGAUUUUUCCGAGCCGUGUCGCGGAGGGAGGGAGCGCUGACUGUCGUGGCUGUUGGACUGCUUGGGAAUGCUGUGGUUGUGUGGUGCAGAGGCACAUGCCCUGGCGUGCCCUGGGAGAGAGAGGAGCAUGCAAUAAAAAGGUUUCAGUGAAAACCCAAUGAGGUUUGAGUAAAAAUGAUCGAGGCUUCAGUAAAAGGCCAUUUUUGAAGGCAAAAAAAAGGAGAGAAAUUAAUUCCGAAAGCGACACUAACCUUUCCUCCUCCUUGAGAAUCCUGAAAUUGGUGGGACAAAAGGCAGCGUGACGUGUAAAAUGCAAGGAGAGAACCCUUACUGUGAGCUAACUGUGCCAAUACCGCUUCAGUUCGUAGUCACUGAUGGAGAUUCCAGUUCUAAAUGCAAACAGCUUUUGAUUAAAAAAGAAUAAGUUGAAUGUCCGAAAACCCGCACCGUGUUUAUUUGAGAGUUGUAAAUAAUGUAUACAGAUGGUUGUAUGUGAUGGGGCAAAAUAUUUAAAUCCUAGGGUUGUUUUUUUUUUUUUUUUCAAUAAGAAACUGAAGGCUGUUUAUAAGAGAAAAUAAAUAGCUAUGUUUGACCA